Daphnia pulicaria is the source of this 2439-nucleotide messenger RNA. Its product is annotated as beta-1,4-mannosyl-glycoprotein 4-beta-N-acetylglucosaminyltransferase-like. Gene Ontology annotation, molecular function: beta-1,4-mannosylglycoprotein 4-beta-N-acetylglucosaminyltransferase activity. Gene Ontology annotation, biological process: N-acetylglucosamine metabolic process; protein N-linked glycosylation. NCBI's taxonomy places the organism in Eukaryota, Metazoa, Arthropoda, Branchiopoda, Diplostraca, Daphniidae. The record is from RefSeq and is a predicted model, not a curated record. Gene Ontology annotation, cellular component: membrane. The transcript has 5 exons. Bases 763 to 2202 code for a protein of 479 amino acids.
UCACAGUCUCAUGCACCCUUGAGCAGCUGGAUGGUCGUGAAUGCCCUUGUUGGGAGUUUGCCUCGUUAGACGAACGCUGCUGCCGAGAGAUGAACAUGAGGCGGUUGAAUAGUCACGUGACACUUGUAGUACUGGCGGGAUAUCUUGCAGUUUCUCUCAGUAGAGAAAAUAGAGAGCAACCGGUUCUUCUUGAUUGUGUCGUCUCGGUUUCUACACAUGGACAUCUUUUUUGGCGUCUCCAGACCAACCUAUCUAGGCAAAGUGUGUGUGUGUGUGUGUGCAAACAGCUCAAGGAAGAAGGGAGAGUAGUGCCCAACGGGGCACACUAGCGUUCAUUACAUACAACUGAAAGAGUUCAUUCUCUUACAGUGUGCUACGUCAUCGACAACGAUACAAACAUUGCUCUCCCUGCAGAUGAAACUCACGCUCACUCGGAUCGUGGAGGUGAACGGCAGAGGAGAAUGCACACAGCCGUCAGAUAAGAGCGUUAGGCAGGAUGAAAGGAGAUGUGAUAACGUGAUCCUGUUUAGAAUGUCUAUUUGAUCUCUGUGUGUGUAACGUGGGCGGUUUUGAACGCAAGUCAAAACACUAGUGGAGAAAUGUGACCGCAUUUGAACCUUUGCAAAUGGCCACGAGGCCAUUGAAGAUGGCUAGAGGCUUAAUAUUUCGUUAACGGAUCUUAUCAAGAGGUGCUGCUGCCAAGUGUCACGGGCGUUCAAGUUCUAACUAGCGAGAGACUGGAGCCUUACAAUUGCAUUUCUAAUGAGUUUGAAGAAAUUGUCGAAAAAGCCAAAGACCUCGGAAGAUUGCGCCGUUUCAUCGUUUGAAGACAAAAUGACACCUAUGCGACGUUUCGCUCUAUGGAUUGUGACUAUUCAGAUAGUGAUGAUAAUUGGCAUUAUGAGCGUCUACACUUUCCAGCCCGGAUGGUCGUCAACUUUGACAGCCUUUUACGCCACAGGGGAAGCGGAAGAAUCCUAUAAUGAGGUCGUCACAUAUCCGAUCAUUUUACCUUCUCUUCCAGAAAGCUACACGCUGGUUGAUGACGACCGACCGUAUUUUACGUUCCUACCCAACGACUUGAGCUGUUUUACGACCGGGACGGAUUUGAUGAAAAGCAGCAGCUCUCCCCCGGGUUCCAGUUGCACCUGUUUGGCGGAUUAUUACGGACGUGAUUGUGGCAUACCGGGCCCAGUCUGGCACGCUUGUCAGACUUUAAACAAUUGUUCCGAUUUGAAAGUACGGAAGACGCCACGUCGUCUCAUCCACGGACUAAACAUCAACCACGAACUCGAAUUCUUUCAAGUUCGACUCGAAGAAGUGGGUGAUGUGUUGGAUGUUGUUAUCGUUGGCGAAUCUAAUCUCACGGCUGGAGGGGAUGCGAGCCCAUUGUACCUACUGCCGGAACUUCGCAAGGGAUUCAUGAGCGGCUUCCAGCACAAAAUUAUCCACAUCUUCAUCGAUCACUUCCCACCUGAGGGACUGACAGACGGGUGGUUUGCAGACACAUUUAUACGUGACUACAUGGGCCAGGAAGGCCUUAAACGCAUCAAAGGUAUUCGAGAUGACGAUCUAUUUUUGUUGCUGGAUGCCGACGAGAUUCCCGAUAGGAACGUCUUGCUCUUUUUGAAGCUUUACGAUGGUUAUCCGGAACCGAUUGCCUUGACUUUGCGUUGGUCCAUCUACGGUUUCUUUUGGAAACGAUCCGUCAGUGAUUCGCCGCACGUUGAAGACGUCACUCGUAUCGUGGCCAUUUCUACAAUGCGGAUGAUUCGUCAAGUCUACGACGGCAAGGUAAUGAGCAUCCGCCGUAAUUACCUCACGACCGAACCACUGCUAAGCCGAGUGGAGACUUACAAGAAGAGCGGCCAUUCUGUCAAGGAGUGGAACAUUGGCGAGGUUGGCGCUUACGCCGGAUUCCAUUGUUCCUGGUGCUACAGUCCGGAAGGAAUCAAGCUCAAAUUAAUGUCGGCCCAAAAGGACGAUAAACCGCGAUGGGGCGACUUUCCUGAUAAAUUAGAUCUCGGAUACAUUUCUGGAUUGAUCCAAAAUGGACGCUGGUUCGACAAUUCACAACCAUUCUUCCUAGUCAAGCCGGAACAGGAUCCCCUCUAUGCGCCUGCUUACAUUCUAAAGCACAAAAAUAGAUUUCAUUACUUGUUGGAUCCACCAUCUUCCAACAAGACGACCAGUUCAACUUGACUUGUAUGUAAAUGACUUUUUGGGGAAAUUUCUGAUGAUGAUAAGUGGCAAAACGCCCAUAAAAUUUAAAUUAAUCCACUUGUUCGUGUAAAAGGAAGAAAAAUAUGUAUAUUCGAUUGGGGCCAUUAGUCGGCUCCCUUUUGGCGUUUUGUCUGAUAUUUUUGUUUCCUUGAUAUAUAUAUAUAUAUUUCUCCAGUAUACAGGAUGAAUAUACACACACGCGUUUCUUUUUUGGGG